CCCGGGCCCUCGAGCGGCACAAGUCGCGGAGCCAGACGCCGCCCACGAGAAGCUUCUUCGCCGACAUAGCGUAGGGGUGGGAUCACGAGCGCGCCCAAGCGCGCGCGAACUGGCGCAGUGCACCGCUCUAAUGGAGCGAGUGACCAUCCGACAUAUCACGCCCUCCGCGCCCAGUCCUCCCCCGCCGGCACGGCGGCCACUGGUGCCACGCAUCACGACCGCCGCGCAAGAUAAACGAUUGCGUACGUCGUCGGCGCCGCGCUCGUGCCGCCGGCGCUCCGCACUGCUACCGGCAUCCCGUCGUGGAGGGCGGCCACCGUGCAAGCAACAUGGGCGCCUCGUUUCGCCGUCGCCGCGGCCCGCGGCAUCAUCUAGGACAUCGCCGUCCAUUCUCUACGCCUCGACGGCGCACCGAGGAGUAGCUGUGACCUCCCGCCGUCGCGCAACAGCGCCGCCCAUGCGCGUGGCCGAAGUUUCGUCGCCCGCGUUAGUAACGAGAGGCCGUCCUGUCCGGCUGUCUAUCGCUCGUCUACUCGUGCCGCCAGGCCCGCGGCAGGGCUGCAGUUGCAGCUCAUACGUAUGGUGCUGGUGCUGGUGCUGGUGCUGUGCCGGCCACUCACAGCAGUCGUUGCUGUGGCGAGCGAGGCUACGAGGGGGCUUGCAAACGAACGCUCUGAGAGCUUUGAACGUCCUCCUGUCAACAGUCCGACGUAUGUCGCAGGCCAGCCUUCCCUGGCUGUGGGAGAGCACAAGCAGCCUCAAGAGCCCUCGAGCUCAACCGAGCCGCAUUGAUUACGAGACGCCCCCGCAGCGGUAUCUCAGGAUGACGCAUUGAUGCCAUCAGGCGACAACGGCCGCUCUUUGACCGGUGCCGCGCCACAAGCAAGGCAUGGAGUGCCUCUGCAGCAGCACAACCUUCAGGGCGUGGCGUUACGUCGAACACGUCGCGUCGAUGGCGUUAGGGUGGUCGGCCCGUCUCUGUUCGCGCUGUCCGAGCGCUGCGCACCGCAACGCUCCCCUCCGCGGCGGCGGCGGCGAGGUCGAGACCCGUGCUGCGGCUCUUAGGCGUCCCGGACCGCGGCACGGUGUCUCGACGUGCCGGUGCGCGAGCGGCUCGGAGCGGCGACGGAGCCGCACGCGACGCGGCGCCGGCGUCGUGGAGGCGCUGGAGCCUCUACGGUGUCUCGGGGGCCCGCCAGCCCUGUGGUCCCGUCGAUCGGCCUACGGCGAAGGACGGCGGUGAAACGGGUAAGGCAGUGUGUGGGCCGAGGCCCGGCACGCCCGUCGACGCGGCGGCGGACCUGGAUGUGAUAUGAUGCCUGGCGGUCUCCUAGUGACGGACCGGCUCGAGCGCGGCUUUCUCUGAAUCUGGUCACAACGAUUGCUUAUGUAGGGAUUGGACCGAGGUCGAGGAGUAGAAAGUCAGAACCCGCUUGGACGAGCUAUCGAAGAGGUGCUGCCGCGGCAACGGUUGCGCGGCCGUCCAGCUGUCCCAGGCGCGGGCGAGGCGUAGCCUACGGCUCGUGGCACGGUGCUUCCGGACGGCUCGAGGCCCGGCGGGACGUCGUCGAUGCCGUCGACGCGGACGAGCCACUGGUGAGAUGCUCACCCCGGGGGGGCGGGGGGGCCAAGCUAACAUUGUUCGAGC
Pelagomonas calceolata is the source of this 1648-nucleotide messenger RNA. NCBI's taxonomy places the organism in Eukaryota, Pelagophyceae, Pelagomonadales, Pelagomonadaceae. The record is from the annotation of a GenBank genome assembly.